Messenger RNA from Lathyrus sativus (Indian pea), 945 nucleotides. NCBI's taxonomy places the organism in Eukaryota, Viridiplantae, Streptophyta, Magnoliopsida, Fabales, Fabaceae. The record is from the annotation of a GenBank genome assembly.
AUGAAUCAAGAUGCUGCUCAAGAAAACAGUAACACCAAUUCGAUUCCCAAGAAAUCGAUUCCACCCUACAUGAAGGCGAUUUCUGGCUCGCUCGGUGGGAUUAUGGAGGCUGCUUGUCUCCAACCCAUUGAUGUGAUCAAGACCAGACUGCAGCUUGAUAGGUCAGGAAAUUACAAGGGAAUUCUUCAUUGUGGUAAUACGAUUGCCCGAUCUGAGGGGGUACGGGCUUUGUGGAAGGGUUUAACACCUUUUGCCACACAUUUGACAUUGAAGUAUACACUUCGAAUGGGUUCAAAUGCGUUACUUCAGUCCGCGUUUAAGGAUUCUGAGACCGGAAAGAUCAGUAAUCAUGGGCGGCUUCUUUCUGGGUUUGGUGCUGGGGUGCUUGAGGCUGUUGUGAUCGUUACGCCAUUUGAGGUGGUGAAGAUAAGAUUGCAACAGCAGAAAGGGCUAAGCCACGAGCUUUUAAAAUAUAGAGGUCCUGUGCAUUGUGCAGGAAUGAUCAUAAAGGAAGAAGGUUUUCGUGGUCUUUGGGCUGGUGUUACUCCUACCAUAAUGCGUAACGGGACAAAUCAAUCUGUCAUGUUUACUGCAAAAAAUGCAUUUGAUGUGCUUUUAUGGAAGAAAAAUGAAGGCGAUGGUAAAGUUCUUCUACCCUGGCAGUCAAUGAUUUCAGGAUUCCUUGCAGGUACGGCAGGUCCUAUUUGCACCGGUCCUUUUGAUGUAGUGAAAACAAGGUUGAUGGCUCAGGUUAAAGAGGGAGGUGAAGUAAGGUAUACGGGUAUGAUCCAUGCCAUCAGAACAAUACAUGCAGAAGAAGGACUUGUUGCCUUAUGGAAAGGUUUGUUACCUCGGCUCAUGAGGAUCCCACCUGGACAAGCCAUUAUGUGGGCUGUGGCUGAUCAAGUAAUUGGUCUGUAUGAGAGGAGAUAUCUUCAAACUUAA